Molecule: messenger RNA, 1827 nt
Organism: Scatophagus argus
Lineage: Eukaryota; Metazoa; Chordata; Actinopteri; Scatophagidae
Gene: gtf2e2
Product: general transcription factor IIE, polypeptide 2, beta
Exons: 8
Coding region: 349-1212 (287 amino acids)
Biological process (GO): transcription initiation at RNA polymerase II promoter
Cellular component (GO): transcription factor TFIIE complex
Source: RefSeq, a predicted model, not a curated record
CAAAUUGGUUGGCAAGCUAACGCUAACUAACGAAGCAAGUGUCAAAUUACAGUUACGUUUUUCUUACAUAUGUUGUGCUGUGUUAUCCAAAUAACGGCAGCAGUCAGCAAUGGUAGAUGAAGUAGACAGCGUUAGCAAUUGCUGUUGUGGCUUUCCAUUAUCUCAGUAUUGCAAUAAAGCAACAACGUCAGGCUAACUUAGAACAAUACCGACUAUUGGUAACUAUAGCUAGUGAUUUGUAACCCGACAGGCAAACGAGCUAACGCUAAAGUUAGUGCUAAUUUAGCCGCUACAUUCUGGUGUCUUUUCCCACUCUGUUGUCAGUUGUCGUGGUGCAAGGAAGCCAGGAUGGAUCCAGCUCUACUGAAGGAGCGGGAGCUGUUCAAGAAAAGGGCUCUGUCCACUCCAGCUGUAGAGAAGAGACCGGCUGCCUCGGACUCUGGAUCACACAAGAAGAAGAAGCCCAAAGUUGAGAAGGAGAGCUCCUCAGGGUCCAAACACAGUGCUGAGUCUAGUAAUGGCAACUUUAACAUCAAGACAAGCUCUGGGUACAAAUUUGGCUGCUUAGCCAAGAUAGUCAAUUAUAUGAAGACAAGGCAUCAGAAUGGUGACACACACUUCCUGACCCUUGAUGAGAUUCUGGAUGAGACCAAACUUCUUGACAUCAGUAUGAAACAGAAACAUUGGCUCAUGAAUGAGGCGCUGGUCAACAACCCAAAAAUUGAAGUCCGGGAUGGAACGUAUGGCUUCAAGCCCAAGUACAACCUGAAGGACAAAAAAGCCUUACUGAGGCUGCUGGACAAACACGACCAGCUGGGCCUGGGAGGAGUGCUGCUGGACGACGUGGAGGAGGGGCUGCCCAAUUCAGCCAAGGCCAUCAAGGCUCUGGGGGAUCAGAUCAUCUUCGUGACAAGACCAGAUAAGAAGAAGAUCCUAUUCUACAAUGACAGAAACUGCCACUUUGCAGUAGAUGAAGAAUUCCAGAAACUGUGGAGGAGUGUUCCAGUUGAUUCCAUGGAUGAAGAGAAGAUUGAGGAGUACCUGAAGAAACAAGGAAUCUCCUCCAUGCAAGAAACAGGACCAAAGAAAGUGUUACCAGUUCAAAAGAGGAAGAAGCAAAGUGGUCAAAGAAAGAGACACUUCAAGACCCACAACAACCAUCUGGCAGGCGUCCUGGAGGACUAUUCAGAUGGAGUCCCUGUUAAGAAGUGAAAUCCUGUCACUCGCUGUUUCAGACCCUUAGUGGAGUGAAGUUGAGUCUGUAAAUCACAGAUGGCAAGAGAUGCAUUCCCUGGCCACCCUAUGAUACAAAAAUGUUUCCAUGGCAAACAAAUUAGCUUCUUUUCCUUUCUUUCUUCUCAUCUCAGUUAUCAGUGGUCUUGUAUUUCAUGGGGAAAAUAGCAACUGUGUUGUGAAAUCCUUUUUAAUUAAUUUACUGAUCGGUGAUAACCAAAGGACAUUUGAGGAAAAGAGCACUGAGCCCAUUAAGGACAUUGAAUGGUGCGUCAACCCUACUGUUAAAAUAUGAGGUUAAAGUGUGUAAAUAUUUUUUUUUCUUUGUUUUAUUUAGCAUAUUGGAACAGAGAUGUGUCUAUGUGUGACAGUUUGAAGAUUUGUAUGGGCAUCGUCCCAUCAGGGAUUGCAGAUGACAGACUUGUGUUAGGCGGUGUCACAUUGAGCUCCUUCAUCCAGCAUGAAAACUCUAGGAUUUUUCUUCUAGUGGAAUUACACAUUAUUUAACUUCUGUAACUUUGCAGCACCAUGGCACAGUGGUUUAAAAUGAGAACUUUUUGAGCAUAUAUUUUAAUAAAUGACGCUGUUACAGGA